AUGAACUUCUUACAGAAAUGGCCAGAACCAGUAGUCCCAGUUCAACAUUUAUCAGACACUGGGAUACGAGUGAUCCCGGGACGCUACGUCAAGAAACCAUCAGAAAGGCCGUCCAAUGUCGAAUCAGCCGUGUCGGACAUCAACAUUCCAGUCAUUGAUCUACACGAAUUGUACUCGGAAGACCAAUUGCUCAGCCAGAGGGCUGCCAGCUUAAUAGACAGUGCCUGCCGCGAGUGGGGCUUCUUCCAGGUGGUGAACCACGGUGUCAGCCACGAUCUGAUGGUGCGUACCCGAGAGGCCUGGCGUGAAUUUUUUCACCUUCCCAUGGAGGAGAAGAAAAAAUACGCGAAUUCGCCGAGUACCUAUGAGGGAUACGGUAGCCGGCUUGGGGUGGAGAAGGGUAUAUCACUGGAUUGGAAUGACUAUUUCUUCCUUCAUUACCUUCCCAUGGCGAUUAGGGACCGGAAAAAGUGGCCUGCUCUCCCAGUCUCUUGCAGGGAAUUGAUUGAAAAGUACAGUGAAGAAGUGGUUAAACUUGGUGAGAAACUGAUGAAGAUUUUGUCAGUGAAUCUUGGACUGAGAGAGAACUAUCUUUCCGAAGCUUUUGGAGGAGACGACAAUGGUGCAUGCUUGAGGGUAAACUAUUACCCAAAAUGCCCACAACCAGAUCUUACAUUGGGUAUUUCACCUCAUUCUGAUCCUGGGAGCAUGACCCUUUUGUACCCAGAUGAAAAUGUAUCUGGACUCCAGGUCCGCCAUGGCACCAUCUGGCUAACGGUGAACCCACUUCCUAAUGCCUUCAUCAUCAACUUAGGGGAUCAACUUCAGGUGGUAAGCAAAGGAAAAUACAGGAGUGUAGAGCACAGAGUCAUAGUGAAUUCAGUGAAAGAGAGAGUGUCUCUUGCAUUCUUCUACAAUCCAAGGGGUGAAAUGCCCAUUAAACCUGCAGAAGAAUUAGUCAGUGAAGAACAUCCAGCACUGUAUCCCUGCAUGACUUUUGAUGAAUACAGACUCUAUAUUAGGAAAAGAGGUCCUUCUGGCAAAAUCCAAGUUGAAUCACUCAAAUCCCAUCCCUAG
Fraxinus pennsylvanica is the source of this 1077-nucleotide messenger RNA. NCBI's taxonomy places the organism in Eukaryota, Viridiplantae, Streptophyta, Magnoliopsida, Lamiales, Oleaceae. The record is from the annotation of a GenBank genome assembly.